Messenger RNA from Helicoverpa armigera (cotton bollworm), 5334 nucleotides. RefSeq names its product transmembrane protein 145. Gene Ontology annotation, biological process: G protein-coupled receptor signaling pathway; response to pheromone. Lineage: Eukaryota; Metazoa; Arthropoda; Insecta; Lepidoptera; Noctuidae. Bases 264 to 1817 code for a protein of 517 amino acids. The transcript is spliced from 7 exons. The record is from RefSeq and is a predicted model, not a curated record.
GCAGUAGAGAAUGGUAGAGAAACACAAGUGGCAAUGGCAACUGGAGUAUUGUACUGUCUUUGUAAAUUACGUCUGUCUAAAUCAAAAAUGUUUUUUAUUUUCGUCCCUGCUUGUGCUUAAUAAAAUUAAUACAGUAUAUUUGAAAUUGUUGUAUUUAACAUUAUAGACAUGAAAUAAAGAACACUAAGAAAAGCAUUGGAAAAGUCCUCGUGUUUUACAGAAAUGUUAUUUUAUUGUGGUCCAACAAGCCUCCGAUUCUCAAAAUGUGUAUCAAAUCUAGUGCAAUAAUAUUUUGUGCAUUAUUUGUAUUUGUAUCAUCCACGCAUAUAAAAGGAGAGUUUUCUACAGAUGAAUUUUUCAAGUUUUUAGUUAAAUUUGGAUUUCAGAAGACAGACAUUCAUUUUCAAAAGGAAACAUAUGGAUAUAUUUUCGGGAACUUAACAGCCAAUGUUCAAUUCAAAUACCCUAUCACGUUUGCAGUUUUGGACAGAGGCCACUUUUUACACUAUUACAAAAAUCGUGAUAUUGUUGAUAAAGAGCUAGCAUGUCAAACUAUGUUCCAAAAUUUGAAUGGAACUGCAUACCACCCGAAAUGUAAUGCUUAUGGACAAGAUCUGUUUAGAAGAAUACCAUGUCCGAAAGGCGGGCUGUGCAUUGAUGAAGACACGCCUUGGAAUGUGGUCAAGAAGAAUCAGUUCACAUAUGUUAUUCAGAACUCUGGGCAACCAAGGUUUUGGUAUGUGUCUAUGGUCUCAUGUUACUUAGAUGAGGUAACAUGUACCUGGCAUCACUACACUGGAGCACCUUCGAAGGACAACAAAACUUUGACAAAUAUACCUCAAAUCAUAAACUAUGAUUUCUGGCUGGUGAAUGGAAGUCCAAACUUAUCAUUUUACAACACAUUGCUGUACCAGUUUUCAUUUGACAGACAGAAUACUUUAGAACUGUAUCUGGUUUUCUGGCUGUGCUAUAUUAUUCUAUUGCCAGUCCAGAUUUAUGCAGUCAGAACACAAAAGCAUCCAGUGACAAAGUUGUUUACAUUCAGCCUUGUUCUGGAGUUCAUUGCUCUAUGCUUCAAUGUGCUGCAUACUGUGAAGUUUGCUGUGGAUGGUGUUGGGUUUGCUGGGCUGGCGGCUGCUGGGGAUGUUCUAGAUAUUAUGAGCAGAACACUGUUCAUGUUGCUCCUACUUUUGCUAGCAAAGGGUUGGGCAGUGACUAGAUUGGAGCUCACAUACAAACCACUGGUUUUCGGAGUUUGGCUUGCCUACGGAAUCGUCCAUAUUCUUCUAUAUGUUUGGAAUACAACUGAAGUGGACAUUAUAGAAGAGAUAGACGAAUACCAAACAUGGCCUGGAUGGUUGAUACUCGCUCUGCGCGUCGCGAUAAUGACUUGGUUCGUCCUCGAACUUCGGUAUACAAUGAUGUACGAACACAAUAUGCCGAAGUUAAACUUUUUACUACACUUUGGCGCGUCAAGCCUGGUAUGGUUCGUGUAUUUGCCGAUUAUAGCGCUCAUUGCGCUACAGAUCAGCCCUCUGUGGAGGUUCAAGUUUUUAUUAGGUAUCACAUAUUCAGCCGACUGUCUUGCGUUUUGCGUAAUGGCGCACUUGCUGUGGCCGACGCGCUCCGAACAGUAUUUACUACUAGCGCCCUCUGACUACACAGCGGGCAUUGAAGAACUAGAUGAAUUCAACGAGUCUCCUCACGUAGUACACAGUGACACCGUGGCCCUCACCACGGCCGAGAGCAUCAACGCUGAUGAUGAGGAGAUCAUAUUCACCAGAGCCUCGCACAAAAACGGCACUGCCUUCUCAUAGCAAUGCCAACAGGUAACAUAAAGGAUUCCUCAAAUAUCGUUCACUCCGAACGAAUGAAAUUAUGAAUUUAACACGAUCGAAAUUAUUCACAAAUAUUGGUCUCACAAACUCUCCAAUAUUUGUGUAGUGAAUCAUGUUGAUUGUGUCGAUUUAAACACUGUUAUUUGUAAUAUUUAUUACGAAAUACAAGAAUUGACGAAUGUAAUGUUGAUCUAUGAAAUAUAUGAAUGGGUGAUAGGAAAAUCGAAUAUAAAUGGCUAAUAUUUUUAGUCAAUAGUAAAUUUUAAAUGAAUGUGUCCUGCUGUGUGAUAUUCAAGUACAUUGAUUCCUUAUUGAUGAAAUUGUUGAUAGCACAAAAUUAAUUGAAUUUACUAAGAAUGCAUAAUUAUAUACUUGUAAGCGAAAUAGUGCCGGUCUCCAAGCGAUCGUAUCUAAGUGUCAAUUAACGUGAUUAUAUUUGAUUAUUCAAGAUAAUAUGACACUGAGAGUGAAAUAAAAAAUAUCACAAUUAACUAUGUGCCAACGAUUGAAUCAACUAUUAUUUAAUACGAAGAAAAUAUUGCAGAUACCUAUAAUGUAAGAGUAUUCGUAAUCAUUGUGUCUUUGUGAAAAAUGUCUGAAUUUACCAAAAUAUAUUUAAGAAAAUGGGUGUUAAAAGUGCUGUUAAAGUUGAAUGGAGUUUUUCUUAUUGAAUGAAUUGUGUAAAUAUUGUUUUGUAAAGUUCUGAUGCUUACCUACUGCAGGUACUUACAUAUUAACGGUUUACUUAAUUUUUGUACGUCUAUAAACAACUAAACAGUGAUUCAGGGAGUACCUGAGUAUGAUAAAAGUAAUAGUUAUAAUAAAUACAACGCACUCUACACACUUGUCCAUGUAAAUCACGAAAAAAAUUAUGAAAUUUGAUUCUUAUGAUCUUAUAAGUUAAGGAAUAUUAGUUAUUUUUUGUUAUAAAAUCCAAUAUAUUGGCACUCCUAAUCAGAACUCGUUAUGUAGUUUGAUUGAGUUUGUAUUAUGUCGAAUGAGAACGAUUAGUCUACGGGUGUUAAAGGUUCGCUAGUGAAAUCGAAUUCUUAUGAAAAAAACGCUGAUACAUUUUGUAUACAAAUAGAUUCUUGAAUAUAACAAAUAGAUACGUGAUGUACAGUGACUUUUAGAAAUGUUAAAGUACAAUUAGAUCUCAAAUCGAUGUUUUAUUGUGGUCUGUACGACAAAACGGCAGCUGAAUUAUAUUUUUGUCAAUGUCUAAAUUUAUUUGCUUUUCGUGUUAUCUGUCUAAUUACUGUGUAUAAAUUAUUUAAAUAGUCGUCUAAAUUUACUAAAUUGAUUAACACAUUAAAAUUACUAGGCAAGGAAAUGCUUCGAAACAUUCUUUUAGCGAUAUUUAGAAAUUUUAAAUAACUUAAUGAUAGCAGAGCAUGCUCUUUAAAACUUUUAGGAUAAUUAGAUUGAUCGUCGUAUAUUUUGUUAUGGACACUUGAUUGAAAUUAUAAAAGGUUCGCUAUUUUAUUCACAGAUAUGAUUUGUGUGAAGCAUGCUCUUUUCUCUAUUAAAGUAAAACUUUAUUUAAACGUGAUGUCGUGUCAAUGUAGUAUAAGUGUAGGAAAGCUAGUGAUGUACAUUUUGGUUAUUAAAUUUUAUUUUGAUAGAAGAAAAUUAUUUUAUUUUAUAACGUGUAGAAAUAAUACCAAAUUAUUUAUUUUGUAGUCAUUGAAGCCCGAUGCACAAAUGUGUUGUGCAAAUUAUGAACCGAACUCGAAAUUAUAUAUUUGGAUAACUUAUGAAAGCUGCUGUAAAAAUCGCGUUAGUGUGUUUUAAGUCUACAAGAGUACUGCCGAACUUCGUUACUGCUUUAUUUUUUUUUCAAGUUAAGGGAUUAUAUUCAUAAAAUCUUCAACGCGUGAUAAAAUUUAAAGGUAAUAAUGAAACGAAUAUUUUACACUAAACAACUUUUCACUGGCUAUUUAUUUAAUAUUUGCUUACGUGCAUGGAGCCCAACUUACGCAGGGUAUCACAGAAUAAUUAUAAGUGUUGCCAAUUGCCACAUCUUGGCUUGUAAUCUUUUUAAAAAAAACCCUCUAAUAAACCUACAUACCUACUUACUGUUUUGUUAAAUCAAGGAACUGUCGCGAAACUCCGGCUUAUUGAAAAAAUCUAAAGUAUUUUAUUUAUUUUGGUUUACCAACAAUUGUAUUUGUAUUAUGUGCAGUUUUAAAUUUGUACUUAUUGUAUAAAAAAUGACUAAAUUAUUGAUUUCAUCUUUUGCAUAAUAUCAAUAGCUCAGUAAAACUGAACAAAUUUUAGAACAAGACAUAAUAUUUUGUUGUCAAUUGCCAUACUAAUAACUGGCUGUAUAAAGCAGAUAACUGAAAACAAUGUUUGGCGAUGUGAAAUGUCAGUUUUAGAUAGCCGAUGGUCUCUAAAUAAAAUUCGAGUGAUUGAUUGCCAAAUCUGAAUUAAGGAGAACUAUUUCUGUAAUAAAGUUUUGUUACUUUGUUUAUUUUUUCUGAGCUGAUCUCGGCGCAAAGUUUUAUUGUUGGACUAGUAAACGUAAUAAUAUGCAGAAGAAACGCGUAUAAGUAUUUAUGAGAUCAGAGUGUUGUGUAAUGACAAAAUGGAGCUUAUUUAUUUUUUUAAUCGAAUUUUAAUGAGAUUUAAGGAUUAAGUUGUAAUCAUAGCAAGUUUUUAGCCAUAUAUUUUUUUUAAUAAUGUUCCUCAAUUUACUGAUGUGAAAUACACGUUAAAAACUAUGUGAAUGUGUUAUGAAUAUGUAUUUGUGGUUUAGGAGCAAAAAUGUGAUGUGUGUUGUCUCUCCAAAUUUAACAUAAUUUGCCUACAUUUGCUUGUAAAAGAUAAAAAAGAUCUUCAACUCAAACUUUGUGCACAUUUUGAGAAUCGAGCCGACAAUCUGAUAUGGGCCAGUUUUUUGUCCUGUAGUGAACUUAAAUCACACAUAGAUAAACUGCUUCAUAUGCAUCUAUUUAAAUCAUUCAAAACAAUUCUGUCUUUGAGUUUAUGUGAAUGUACGGUCAGCAACAAAGGGCCAUUAGCAAUCAGACAAUUGUCACUUAACUGUUACUUAACUGUCACUUAAUCUACAAAAUUCGCUGAACAUUUUAUCUGAAUUGUAGUGUCCAGAUACUUAAUUUUUUAUUGUGUUACUGGAAUUUCGCAGGUGACUGUACACACAUAAUAAACGCAUGUUUCUUGAACUACCUUACUUACAACACAAGGGAACGGAAAACUGAUAAUAAAUGUCGUGGAUUGUUUUGUAAUAUCCUGUUUUGGUUCUUGUUAUAAAUAUUAUUAUUUAGAACCCCCUCUCAACUAAGCCUAUUCCUAAACAAAAGUAUUGUUUAACUGACUAGUUAAUUUUAUUUUAUUUUACCUUGAAACAUUUUAUAUUUUGUGGAAAAUCCACGUUUUAUACGUAGUGUUAUAUAGUUAUUUCUAAGCCUUUGUAGGUGUAAAUUGAAUGUAAAUAAACUUUCUUAUUAUGUACACUAAAUUGUUGUUUAAU